Cylas formicarius (sweet potato weevil) is the source of this 3226-nucleotide messenger RNA. It is a transcript of the gene Fen1, whose product is annotated as flap endonuclease 1. Gene Ontology annotation, cellular component: nucleus. The transcript has 8 exons. The record is from RefSeq and is a predicted model, not a curated record. Bases 269 to 1918 code for a protein of 549 amino acids. Gene Ontology annotation, molecular function: RNA-DNA hybrid ribonuclease activity; manganese ion binding; DNA binding. Lineage: Eukaryota; Metazoa; Arthropoda; Insecta; Coleoptera; Brentidae.
AAUGAACAGGUAUUGUCUAGGAAUGUUUCCAAAUAUUCAAGUGACGUUAAGCCCAUUAUAUCGGAUUGAGGUGGCGCGAUUUUAUCUAAUUGUCAAGAAGUAUUUAUCAUUAAGUAUGAGCAAAAAUCACAGAACGGAACAAACAAUUUAAUAGAAUUAACCGACGACAGUGACGAGGUAAUUUUAAAUCACCACCCAAUUGGCGGUACAAAUACUUCCUUCCCAAUUUAACACAGUAUAAAACUUUUGCUAUUGCAAUUCUGGAUAAAUGUCUGACACUGCCAGCCUUCAUAAAGUGUUUGUGUAUGGGACACUUAAAAGAGGAGAACCCAAUCAUGAAUCGUUUUCGAAAUCCGGAAGUUACUAUAAGUUUUUGUACAAUGCUAAAACAAGUGACAAAUUUCCUCUUAUAAUAGCAACGAAGUAUAAUAUUCCGUUUCUGCUCUACCGCCCAGGUGAAGGUUGCCAGGUUAAAGGAGAGGUCUAUGAAGUAGAUGACUCAGUAUUAAAAAAAUUGGAUAUACUGGAAGAUCAUCCAAACUAUUACGUCAGAGGUCUUUACGACGUUCAAAAUCUCGAUGCGGAAAGAGAAUUUACCGAAAAAGCGUGGAUCUAUGUGAUAAAAAAUUUCAAAGAGGACCUUUUGAGUCAAACUUAUUUUGAAAACUAUAGCAACUCAGGUGAUCAUGGACUAAAAUAUGUGGAAAGUGUGGUUGAUAAAAUGGGUAUUUUAAACUUAUCAAAAUUGCUGGCCGAUGUAGCUCCCCAGGCAAUUAAGGAAACAGAUAUUAAAACUUAUUUUGGUAAAUUUUGCAAUUACUUUUCUGGUGUAGUUAGUUUAUGUUUUGUUUUAGGGCGUAAAGUAGCUAUUGAUGCUUCUAUGUGUCUCUAUCAAUUCUUGAUUGCUGUUAGAACAGAAGGUAAUCAGUUAACUAAUGUAGAUGGUGAAACAACAUCACAUUUAGUGGGUACGUUUUAUCGUACAAUAAGACUAUUGGAGCAUGGGAUCAAACCUGUUUAUGUUUUUGAUGGUAAACCACCAGAACUAAAGUCUGGAGAGCUCAAUAAACGUAUGGAAAAGAGAGUGGAAGCCCAAAAGGCACUGGAUAAAGCAACUGAAGCAGGUGAUUCGGCUGAAAUGGAUAAAUUUAAUAGGAGGUUGGUUAAAGUUACAAAACAACACUCAGAAGAAGCAAAGCAACUACUUUCCCUGAUGGGGGUUCCUUAUAUUGAGGCGCCCUGUGAAGCAGAAGCUCAGUGUGCCGCUUUGGUCAAGGCUGGUAAAGUUUUUGCAACUGCCACGGAAGAUAUGGAUGCACUUACAUUUGGUUCCAAUGUUGUCUUAAGGAGAUUGACAUUCAGCGAAGCACGAAAAAUGCCUAUCCAAGAAAUUCAUCUCCAUAAGGUUUUGGAAGGAUUGGAACUGACUCAUGAGGAGUUUAUAGAUCUAUGCAUUUUAAUGGGUUGCGAUUAUACUGACAGUAUUCGAGGCAUAGGGCCCAAAAAAUCUAUAGAACUAAUAAGACAGCAUAAAUGUAUUGAACAAAUAUUGAAUCAUAUCGAUAAUGAAAAGUAUCAUCCACCAGAGAACUGGAACUAUGAAGGAGCUAGACAACUGUUUGUAGAACCUGAAAUUGCAGAUCCAGACAGAAUUGAGUUAAAAUGGAAUGAUCCAGAUGAAGAAGGUAUGGUAAAAUUCCUUUGUGGAGAUCGCCAAUUUAGUGAAGAGAGAGUACGCAAUGGAGUAAAAAAACUUAUGAAGGCUAGGGGUACAAGCACUCAGGCAAGACUAGAUGGAUUUUUCACAGUAUUAGCUUCAACUCCAGCUAAACGCAAAAUAGAAGAAAAGAAAAAGAAUACACCAAAUAAAAGGGGAAAGGGUACCGGUGUUAGUAAAACUAGAGGCAAGGGCAAAUAAAAUAUUUCUUACAUAAUUAUUGCUCUUUUUAGAUGUUUAUUUCUUUAAAAAUGAAAUUUUCAGUGCAUUUUUAUUAAUAAACCCUUUUUUAUAAAUACUUUAGCAUAUAGCACUUAUUGAAGCUCUGCUUUUGAUGUUCCUAUUUCAAUUCAUUGGUCCAUAUGACCAAAAAAUUUGGCCUAUCUUGGCCUUCUCCAAUUUCAAAUAUUUUAGGUUUUACAAGUUAUAGCAACCCUUUAUAUUAUAGCAUUUGUAUAUUAUAGAAUCAAAAGAACUGCCUGUUUUAAUAAUGUUGUGUAUUCUAAAUUUAAGCAAUAAAUAAGUAAAAACCUACCAACCACAAAUGAAAGAUCAAUUUAAUUAAGGCAAUGUAUAUUUCAUAAAAGAAACUGCCUUCUACACUGAUUUUAAAAAUAUAUAACAUGCUAGUUAUUUCUUACAUUAAGGCCAGAAUUAACCAAAAAUAAAAAUCGUCACGCCAACGCCAUGUCUAUUAUUAUGAUAGUUGUGACACUUCUUGACUAUUAUUAUACUUAAUGAAUAAAGUUUUCACUUGACGAAAAGUUAUUGUAAGUAAAAAAUGUUACAAAUAAGUCAAACGCGAAAAUAUGGAAAAACACGGGAGAUAGGCGCAUAACAUUUAUGCGCAUUUAUAUAUUUCAAAGAAACAACUUUGGAUAAAAAAACUAAGGAGUGGGUUAUAAAUUCUGAUGAACAAUAAAGAUAGACAUGGACAGAUAAAAAUAGACAUAUGUUACAAAUGAUCCACUGUUCUUUGAUAAAAUCUUAGGGACUGACUGACUUUCACCACAACAGGGGUACCCAAUAGAAUUAUAGCCUAUAUAUUACUCUUCCAGGUACUUUUUUGUGGGGAUAUUAAAAAAAAUGUAUUUUAGGCGGCAUGACAAUUUUAAUUAAUAAUAAAGAACUAUUUACGAGUGAAAUAAACAAUAUUAAUGAUUUGCAACUUGACUGGAUAAUUAAAGCUUUAGAUAAUUUAAAAAGAAAGUAUCAUAUAGCACAAUAUUCCUAAUUAUAAGAAUUAGUGCUUUAGUACAUUUGUAUUAUCUGUAUCUGCCCUGUUUGAAUUUUUGUCAUUUUUUCAUAUUCAACCACAAUAUUUCAAAUUUUUUGUCAACUGAAAACACAACAACAACAAAACAAUAAUAAUAAUUUUCAAGACAUGCCACAACUGUCAAAUUAAACAAAUUAAUGCUGGCAGAAGCAGAAAUGUCAGCUAUCUUGGAUAUUAAACUCUCUAAAUAUCAUUUAAUAAGUUUAUUACACUUGUUAAUUUUGCAAAGCAUC